AUGCGUUCGCGCAAGGGCGCUCCCUUUGACCAGAUCCGCGGCUUUGCCACCAUGGACUACCGGCUAUCGGACUUGGGCGACGACGGCCAGGGCCAGGAUAAUGGCAAUAAGCAGGGUAGAAGGCACGACCUAAGCCGCAGACAGAGCCAACGCCGAGUUCGGCACCCAGACCACAUCAACGACGUCCGCUCUGCGAUCCAGUCCUUGGCUCAGAGGAUGCAAAUGGACAAGUACAUCUUGAUUGGGCAUUCGGCUGGUGGUACAAUGGCCAUGCAAUUGCUCAUGGGCGACGCAGCAUUGCAGCGCCUAAGCGAUCAAGGGCGUCAACAGACAUCGACAUGCCGGGCGGGCCGCAAUUACACAGCAAAUUCCAACCAAAUACCGCUACCAGACGCAGUCAUCACCACCGCGGGCAUCUUUGACCUGCCUCUUCUUGUGGACGAAAUCGGUCCAGAAUCCAAGCCGUUUUACACCAACUUUGUUACGCAAGCUUUUGGCAGCAGACGAGCGGAUUGGACGCAGGCCUCUCCCGCUAACUUUGCUGGAAAUUAUAAGCAAAUGUGGCCUGGUAACAAUGUCUUGAUGCUGGCGCGGUCGCAGCAGGACACACUGAUUGAUGCCUCACAGCUUGAUGCCAUGGAGAAGAAGCUGAUUGCAGACGGUAUUACUCCGACUGUGGUGAGGAAUCUCACGGGCCAACAUGAUGUAGUAUGGCAAUCAGGGGUCCAGCUAGCUAAUCUUGUUGAGCAAACACUAGGCGAGUUGAAUGCUCGCUCCACCUAG
Molecule: messenger RNA, 783 nt
Organism: Metarhizium robertsii ARSEF 23
Lineage: Eukaryota; Fungi; Ascomycota; Sordariomycetes; Hypocreales; Clavicipitaceae
Product: alpha/beta-hydrolase
Exons: 1
Coding region: 1-783 (260 amino acids)
Source: RefSeq, a predicted model, not a curated record